AGGGCUAGAUUCGACGGGGGACGCCGUGGAAUUCGUGCUUUUUUGAAAUUGGGAGGUGGGAGAGCGAUUCGAAGGACGGGCGCCGUAAUCUGUUCAAGUGGCUCUGAGACCCUGCGUUCGUCCCUCCACAACUCGGCCAUCCACGUGCCACGCACACUCAUAAGCGAAAUUCGAAUCAGAGCUCUGCCCCGGCUGUCUCCCCACCCCAUCCUUCACUUACUCUCUUUCUCCCACCCACCCACCCACCGACCAUGGCUGCGACUCUGGAUCCUGGCACGGCGCUGGACAACACGAUGGGCGCCAUGCUCCUGGGAGUCAUCGUCAGCGCGAUUUUGUACGGGAUCAGUCUGCUGCAGGUGCUGUUCUACUUCACCCGAUAUGAGCGGGACCCGAGGUGGUUGAAGACGCUGGUCGCUUUGACUGUGAUCCUGGACAGUCUGCAUCUCGCGUUCGUAGUGCACACGGUGUACCACUACUUGAUCACCGACUACUACAACCAUAACUCGCUUGGGAUCAUGAUCUGGAGCGUCUCCCUGGAGGCAUUACCUACGGGUGUUACAGGCGGACUGGUUCAAGCAUUCUACGCGUUCCGGGUCUGGAAAAUGAGCCACCGCAACUACAUUCUCACGGGAUCCAUCGUUCUCUUGGUGUUGGCAACCGCAGCCAGUGGUACGGCGUGGGUCGUUCUCGCUUUGCAGGCAGGAACAUACGAGCAUCUGCUGAGAAUCACGCCGCUGACGAUUGCGAUCAAUGCGCUAUCAACCACCGCCGACAUUAUUAUCACUUCGACGUUGUGCUAUAUGCUGGCGAAAACGCGACCGACGUCCUUGCAAACGGAGUCAGUUGUGAAUCGAUUGAUCCUGUUUACCAUCAAUACAGGCUUGCUGACCAGCUUUUGUGCUGUUCUGUCUCUGAUAUUCUUGAUCGUCUCCCCACGGACAUUGAUCUACGCCGCCUUCUACUUCUGCAUCGGACGCCUGUACUCGAACGCGCUGCUCGCAAGUCUCAACGCGCGGGCCGUGAUCCGGGGACGCAUCAAUGAUGUGGACAACAACUUCCGGAUCAAGACGGACGGCAGCGGGCCGCGCAGCGCGACGCAGCUGUCGAUGGACGUCUUUGCGCGGCAGGACGAGUCCGCGGCGGGGGACAUGAACAUCGCGGUGCGCGUGCAGCGCGAGACCAAGUCGUUCAUGGACGACGACUCGUUCAAGAAGGGCACGUUCGCCAAGCGCGAGCCGACGCCGGAGAUGCCGAGGAAUCAUUCGGACGGUGCAUGAAUCGUGCAGGGAUGGAUGGAUCGAUGGGAUGCGCCGAGCACUGACAUUAUUACUACACUUACUCGCCCACGCCGCUCCCUCCCCCGACCGUCGUUAAAAGCCGAGCGCCACAGCAGCUGUAUAUUUGCUGGGCGCCGGCGCGCAUACUUACUGUUAUUGACUCAUCUACAUAUUCACUCGCUACAUCGUCACCAGUGGAUCGUCUUCGUGUAUUAAUUAGAUAUGGAUAUGGAGCCUGCGCGUGCCGGUCGGAGUUCUGCCCUCUUCUGCGUCGCAGUAAUUUGGGCUGUCGGGGAGAACCUCGGCGGCCCCCGAUGGGCUUUCGUUGUAUUAAUUGGAUAUGGAUAUGGAACCUGUGCGCGCCAGUCGGAGUUCUGCCCAGAGAUUAUGAACCUUGCCUCGAAAAAAAAACUAAGUCUUACUCAGCUCCCCGGCCCUCGUUACGCGCAGCCAUGGCCAAGCGAGUGUCCGGUAGAUGUGUUUUCCCAGGUACUUGUGCCCACACGAAAUAGGGAUGAUUCUUCUCUCCGUUCCAAAUUCCCGUCGCCCCCUCCUCGCCGAGUGACGUUUGACAUACAUAAAACUGCUCCAUCCUUCUUUUUCUUGCGUUGAACUUCGAAGCCCGAAGCGCCCGGCAAAAUACUUGAUUGCACUGAUCUUGCCUGGAAAUCCGUGCCGCCGCGGCCGGGGACACCCGGAUGCGUAUAAACUCGGGGGAUGGCCGGUCAGUUACGUAUCCAGUCGGAGACGGGGGGGUACUUAGUGCAUGAUGUCCGUCCGUUCGUCUGCGAUGCACGCGGUGAGUCGACGGAGGCCGCAGCGCUGCGCACAUAAGCGGCUCGAGUUCCGGUCAUUUAUGGCUCGUUCCGUCGCACGGCGGGCGCGAUCCCACCGGAGACGGGUCCACCCGAUAAUUGGUGGUGUGGUCGACCCGUGGUGGCGGAGUGCGGGGAUGGGCCGUUUCUGUAUCCGUCAGUUGGCCGACGCG
This is a messenger RNA of Mycena citricolor, 2265 nucleotides long. The record is from the annotation of a GenBank genome assembly. NCBI's taxonomy places the organism in Eukaryota, Fungi, Basidiomycota, Agaricomycetes, Agaricales, Mycenaceae.